AUGAAGGAAUGGUGGUUAUCCUUUAGUUUUGAUGGGUCUCCUUGUUUUGUUCUUGCUAAGAAUAUGCAGGCUCUGAAAGAGAAACUCAAAGCAUGGAACCGGGAUGUCUUUGGCAGGAUUGAUAAUUUGGUUCAGGUGAAUUUAGUUACAAAUCAAACCUUGGAUGCCAAGAUGGUUAUGGAUCCGGAUAAUGUUCAACUAGUGAAUGAUAAAACUGAUGCUAAUGCUGAAUUCAAAAGACUUGCAAAAAUGCAUAGUGAUUUUUGGAAGCAACGUGCUAACAUCAAUUGGGUUGAAGAUUUUGAAAACAACACCCAUUUUUUUCAUAAGUAUGCUUCGGCGAAACAAAGGGGAGAUAGUUUCGUAGUAUCAAGGGUUAUUUCAAGAAAAGUUUUUCUCAAGACCCAGCUUGACGGUCUUGCUUUUCCUUCUAUCUCUACCGAAGAGGCUCAGUCUCUUGAAGUCGUAUUUUCUGAAGAGGAAGUUCACAAAGCCAUUUGCGAUCUCAGAAAGGAUAAAGCCCCCGGACCUGAUGGUAUGCCAAUUUUCGUUAUUUCCAAGUCGUGGGAGUUCAUGGAAAGUGACAUUUUAAAGGUUAUGGACCAGCUGUACACUCGCAAGACCAUUGAUUGUAGACUGAAAUCCACCUUUUUUGUUCUGAUUCCCAAGGUCCAAGAUCUCGAAAACGUCACCGACUUCAGACCCAUUAGUCUUAUGAGCAGUAUUAACAAGAUUAUGUCUAAAGUUAUUGCUACAAGGCUAAAAUCUGUCCUUCCCAAGUUAGUCAGUCACCAACAGUCUGCUUAUGUAGAGGGCAGACAAAUAAUGGACAACGCCAUCAUUGCAAAUGAGUGUAUUAACUCGGCUCAAAUAUCCCAUGAAGCUGGCAUCUUGGGUAAAAUAGAUUUUCAGAAGGUGUAUGACAAUGUUGCGUGGUCCUUUCUUGACUAUGUGCUUCAAAGAAUGGGUUUCGAGUUCAAAGGGGCUGAGGCAGGGGGAUCCCCUAUCCCAUUUUUAUUUCUACUUACUGCUGAAUCUCUCAAUCUUAUGUUCGUCAAGGCAGAAAUGGUUGGGUGGCUCAACGGUUUUGAAAUUAUCCCCGGAUGCCAGAAAAUCACCCAUCUACAAUUUGCGGAUGAUACUCCGGUGUUUCUUAAGAAUGAUCAGCAAAGUAUAGUUCACUUACGCAACAUUCUCAUUUGGUUUGAGAUAAUCUCAGGGCUCAAGGUGAACUUUCAUAAAACUGCACUUAUGCCUGUUGGUGAGGUGCUGAACUUGGACUCCUUAGCUGCCUCGAUGGGUUGCAGAACUCAGAACUUGCCAACGUCUUAUUUGGGCCUUCCUCUUGGUGAACCUUAUAGAUCAAACAUCAAAUGGAUUAAAAUAAUUGAAAUAUUUGAAGCUCGCUUAUCUGCUUGGAAGUCCAAAUCUCUCUCGAAAGGAGGUAAAUUAACUUUGAUUAUUUCAGAACUCUCAUCUCUUCCUAUCUAUUUCUUUUCGAUCUUUGCUGCUCCUAUGAAUAUCAUAAAGAAUCUGGAAAGAAUCAUUCACAAUUUCCUAUGGGAUGGAGGACCUGAUGACAAGAAAUACCACCCUGUUGAUUGGGAACAUCUGGUGAAGCCGAAAUCUCUUGGUGGGUUAGGCAUCAAACAAUUACAUUUUAUGAAUAUAGCCUUACUAAUGAAAUGGGUAUGGAAAUUUAGUGAUGGUGAUGCGGCCCUCUGGAAACAAUUGAUAGAACAAAAGUACGACCUUGCACUUUUAGGUUGGAAUACCAAGUAUCCUAAACAAGCCUAUGGGUGUAGCAUAUGGAGAGGUCAUGCGCCGCUAUCCGAACGAUUUCCUACUUCUUUCAAUGCGUCAGCGUCAAAAACAUCAACUGUAGCUCAAGUCUACAACAAUUCAUCCCAGAACUGGAAUUUGGGUAUCACUCGCAGAGUCCACGAUAAUGUCAUCAGGGAUAUUGCUGCACUCUUGUAUCUUUUUGAAGAAUCCAAUUUGUCCCCCAAUAGCAAUUGUGAUACCAGAGUUCGGAAGAAUUCACAACAAGAAGGUGAUUUCUCCGUUAAGAAAUGUUACACUUGGCUAAUUCAGGCCAAAAUUUCAGAAGAAGACCGAACUUGUGUGCAUCCAAAAAGAAUUUGGUCGAAAUGCCGGCCUCCUAAGCUGAUAAAAGAAAAUAAAACGGAUACAUUGUUGUGGCGAUAUGUAAGAGGUCCUGUUGAUGCGAAAGAGUUUGUUAAGUACCGGGUGAAUGGGUUUGUUUUCUCUCCCAAGUAUCAUGAAGAAAUAGUUGUUAGUCAAGACAGUGGUGUUUGCAUGACAACAAACACCACAUUUAGGAGCAAGAAAGGCGAUAAAAAUCCCAAAAAUGUAUUGACCAAGUGGUAUGGGGUUGUUAAUCAAAUAUUUGAGUUGGACUAUGGUCAAUUUACUGAGGUUGUGUUUUACUGUGAAUGGGUGAAAGCGGGAAGUGGGAGCAAAAUUUGUCUAAAACUCACAGUCUACAGCAUGUACAUCAGUUCAUAA
Papaver somniferum (opium poppy) is the source of this 2529-nucleotide messenger RNA. RefSeq lists its product as uncharacterized. Bases 1 to 2529 code for a protein of 842 amino acids. The transcript has 5 exons. NCBI's taxonomy places the organism in Eukaryota, Viridiplantae, Streptophyta, Magnoliopsida, Ranunculales, Papaveraceae. The record is from RefSeq and is a predicted model, not a curated record.